This is a messenger RNA of Hibiscus syriacus, 1025 nucleotides long. RefSeq lists its product as uncharacterized. Bases 372 to 698 code for a protein of 108 amino acids. The transcript has 2 exons. NCBI's taxonomy places the organism in Eukaryota, Viridiplantae, Streptophyta, Magnoliopsida, Malvales, Malvaceae. The record is from RefSeq and is a predicted model, not a curated record.
ACAAACCAUGUCUAUUUCUUUUUGGUAGAGCAUGAAGAUAGUUACAACGAGUUCUUCAUCUGUGAUUUUUUUUUUAGAGUAAGGUUUUGAUUUAUCUAAUGUUGAAGAUCGUUAUGCUCUUUAAGUCACCGACACCAUUUCCAAGCUUGCAUAGGAAAGUUUUUAUGCUCACCCUAGUGAGAUUGUAUCAGAAUUGAUUUGGGAAUUUUACAGUCACCUCACGUCCAAGGACCAGCCCCUAGUAUCUGUGAGGGAGAAAAUGGUUCAUUGGUGGUCGAAUGUCAUAAACAAGCACUUUGGUAUUACUAAAGCAGAGGACGAACACACCAAGUUCGUUGCUGACCUCACCAAGGAGGACUUGGAGAUGAUAUAUGAUGACAUCUAUCUUCCAAGAUCCGAGUGGAACAAGUCUACCACCGGUGCUUGCACAAUCUAGAGGAAGCAUCUUAAUCUGCCAACAAGGCUCUUCCAGCAUUACUGAAGCAUCAGAUAAGGAUGAAGACGAUAUCGUUGACAAGAUUGUUGUUGAUGAGGGUGAUAAAAUUGAGGAAAAGAUUGUUACAGACUAUAAGGAUGACAAUGAAUCUGAAGAUGUUGACACCAUAGAUCAGGAUGAAGAGAACCAAAGCUACGAAAAUGAAGCAAGACAAUCUUUUAACUUGAAUGAUGACAAAGCUGCUAGGGAUGCAGUUACAUAAGAAGAAAAGUAUAUUCUUGUCGCCAACAUUAUCAAGGAUGUUUUUGAGAGCAUUUUGAAGGGAAUAAAAGAAAGUUUAGCCAAAUAGGAUCUUGUUGUGUCACUGGGUGACACGCAAGGGGUGUUGGAAGAAUUUAUUGAGCAAGCAUCUGCUACUAAUCCCUAAGAAGAAGUUGAUGUUGCAACAUCGCUGAAUCCAACCCCUACUGAUGUUGUGGCCACUACCACCACAUCGCAUAUCAGCAAGAAGAGGAAGUUGAAAAUGAAGAAGGUUACUACUGCCAAGAAGACUCACCCAUGUUCUGCCAGCCCAAGAAAGACUUGUUAG